This is a messenger RNA of Chlorella variabilis, 312 nucleotides long. RefSeq lists its product as hypothetical. The transcript is spliced from 4 exons. The record is from RefSeq and is a predicted model, not a curated record. Lineage: Eukaryota; Viridiplantae; Chlorophyta; Trebouxiophyceae; Chlorellales; Chlorellaceae. The coding region runs from base 1 to 312 and encodes 103 amino acids.
AUGGCUAUGGCCGCCCACCAUAUGUCACGGAGCACGAACGGCCAGAACCGGCUGGUCAACGCCCCCGUCACCAAGGCCUUCGCCGUGUGCCCCAUGAAAUGCUUCUCCGUCGGCGGCGACAUCUACGGCUCGAAAGCUGCAUACCGGUCUAACGCCCGCAUCUGCCUCGCAGCGUACGUCAACGGACUGGCUUCUUACAAGAAUGUCACCGCCUUCGGUAUCACCUCCAAAACAGCCGCCGCAUCCCCCAACGCCUUCAACAGGCAGCAGCAGCAGGCGGUGCUGCUGUGCCCGCUGCGGGACAGCGACUGA